GGGCGGAGGGGCGGAGGGGCGGAGGGCGAGAGGCCGGGCGGGAGAGGGACUCGGAGCGCGGCCGCAGAGUCCGAGCCGAGCCGCCGCCGCCGCCAUGGGGCAGAUCGAGUGGGCCAUGUGGGCCAACGAGCAGGCGCUGGCGUCCGGCCUGAUCCUCAUCACCGGGGGCAUCGUGGCCACUGCUGCCCAGUUCGCCCAGUGGUACUUCGGCGUGUACUCCAUUGCAGCAGGUGUGUUUGUCUGCCUGCUGGAGUACCCCCGGGGGAAGAGGAGAAAGGGCUCCACCAUGGAGAGAUGUGGACAGAAGUACAUGACGAAGGUGGUGAAGUUGUUCGGGCCGCUCACCAGGAACUACUACGUCCGGGCCUUCCUGCACCUUGGGCUGUCGGUACCUGCGGGCUUCCUGCUUGCCACCAUCCUGGGGACAGCCUGCUUGGCCAUCGCAAGCGGCAUCUACCUGCUGGAGCCCUUGGCGGGCUUGCUCCCCCGUGGGACUCCUUCCUGUUGCUCGGCUCUCUGUUGCUUCUCUGGCUGCGAGUGUGUAUCCCCACGUCCAGCCUCUGCACCCCCGGGGCCACUACGCACCCCCAGCUCCCUGCCACACGCGGCUGGGCCCUGAGCCAGAAUUCCUUGGGUUAAACCGGAGCGGAAUUGCGGAGUCAGGGGUCAGCCCCUGCGUUCCUGAGUGAGUGGUCUCCUCGCCUAGAGCCCCUCCCCCCGGGGGCCGAGGUGCCCGCCCCGCAGCGGUUCCGCCCUCUCUCAGCGCUGUGGGGCUCCAGGCACCUCCUCCGGCUUCACCGGCUCAUCUUCCUCCUCCCAGACGCCGGCUCGCGGCCGUGGCCCAUUUUUCUCUUAGGGUUUGUCUUUUCCUUUCUAAGUUACGGGAGUCUCCUGUGUAUUUUGAUUAUGAUCCUGCGUGAGUUUAGACCCUGUAAAUGUUUUCUCCAUCCCUGUUGAGGGUCUGCCGUCUCCCCCCAGGACAUCCUCCCCUGAGCAGGGCACAGACGUGCAUCUGUCUGUGGGUUUAUCUGCUUUAUGGUUUGUGCUUGUUCAAAAUGUCUUUCCCGCCCACACGCCGUGUUUUCCUGUGUUCUCAUCCAUCGAGUUCAUAGUUUUACUUUUCAGGAUAGAAUGUUCUCGUCUUCAAGUUAGGAGGUGGGAUCAGAGAUGUUCGUUUUAUUCUUAUGCUUCAUAAAUUAUAUGGUAUCACGUAUUUUUUAAGCUGGCAAACAUGGGCUAUACAACUAAAAGUACACAUCCGCAGGCCUGCUCGGCCCGCCGCAGGGGUGCAGGGCCUAGGAGCCUGCAUUUUAGGCAGUUCCGUGGGCUGCACGCUCUUCAAGCCCCAACGUGCCUGGGUGCCCCGGGAGGCUCCAGGCUGGGGUGGGUCCAGGGUGAGGGGGUGCCGCCCACCAGGGCAGAAAGGGGCACCCUGCUCUCCCUGGCCGCCCUCCUGGGCCUCGCCACCCUGCCAGCUGCCCGGCUGGCCUGACUCAGUGUGCUGGACGCCCAGGCCUGGCCUCCCUGUCCUGCCGGCGGUUGGUCCCUGGUCGUGGAAUGUGCACCCGGAAGUGGUGCACAGCCCAGCGAUUCCAGCCACUUCCCCAUUGUGGGCCCCUCCUGGCAUGGUGAAAUAGCUCGAGUUUGGGGUCAGGCAGAGCCUGGUCCUGGCUGUGUGGCCUCAGUCCAGUCACUUAACUUCUCUGAGCUGCAGUCCCUUCACGUCUUAGCAGAUUCGGACUUGGAUCCCGCCCUGUUCCCUGGCAGGGGUGGGGGCAGGAGUGGGGGUGGCCCCCGGGAGGCCCCCUGGCCCA
Equus quagga is the source of this 1814-nucleotide messenger RNA. Its product is annotated as cytochrome b-245 light chain. Bases 95 to 619 code for a protein of 174 amino acids. Gene Ontology annotation, biological process: superoxide anion generation. The record is from RefSeq and is a predicted model, not a curated record. Gene Ontology annotation, molecular function: heme binding. Gene Ontology annotation, cellular component: NADPH oxidase complex. The transcript has 6 exons. Lineage: Eukaryota; Metazoa; Chordata; Mammalia; Perissodactyla; Equidae.